AUGCACUUCCAUUCGAGGUCCUUUAUUCUGGCUUUUGAAUUUUCCACCUUCGACGUUCGCGGUAAACAUCUAUCGGAGGCGCGGCAUUGGUCUGCUCCUGAAGUAUUUGGUCCACGAGCACAAUUCACCACCUCCCCACCACCAGCGUCUUUAGUCGUGCGCGACGUGAAGCGUCGAGACGAAGGCGUAUACAGAUGCCGUGUAGAUUUCCGUAACACUCAAACUACCAGCUUCAGAUAUAACCUUACCGUAGUAGUUCAGUGUGGAGUAUGUAAAAAAUACUUGGACUUCGGCUGUGCCAAUAUAUCCGAGACUGGGUAUAAAAAGCUGGGAGCUGAUCGGAGAGCAGCCUGGAAGUGUCCACAAUGCAAGCAAUCAAGACUGUCUCCAGCUCCAUCUAAUGACUCCUCUAUCCUUGAAAACAUACUCAGAGAACUGCGUGAUGUGAAGAAUCAACUAGCCAAGUUGUCUACCCUCGUAGAUGAAGUCAAGUGUAUCAAACAGGAGCUUUCCGGACUUAAAGAGUCUUGCGAAUUCAACGGCGACCAAUUGGACAAGCAAGCGGUUAGAAUUUCGAAUUUGGAACAGAAGAUACCCGACAUGCAAAAAGUUGAAUCUUCCAUUGAGGCGACCACAAUUGACAUUAACGCCCUUAAAAAAGGUUUAGCACUUAGAGAUCAGUGGACACGUCUGAACAAUAUUGAGGUGAAGGGUGUACCAGUUAAAACCAAUGAAAAUCUAUAUUCUAUAGUUGAAUCGUUGACUAAAGUAGUGGGCUUCAGUUUCCCUAAGUCCCAAAUAAAUUACAUUGCCAGGGUGCCAAUACAAAAUUCCAAAGAGAAAUACAUAGUUAUAAAUUUUGUGAACCGCUAUAUUAAGGAAGAGUUCAUAGCUGCAGCACGGGCUAUGAAACAUAUAACUUCUGCCGAUAUUGGAUUUGCAGGCAACUCACAGCUGCCUCCUGAGAAGCCAGUAGUCGUGGACCGUUGGGGAAAAGUGAUCAAUGCCACCACUCUCGGGCCACACGAAGAAGGAGAAGAUGUUCUACUUACAUGCCGAGUAUUGGGAGGGCGACCAGAACCUUCGGUAAGAUGGCUGGUAAACGGAGUUUUGGUUGACGAAGAGUAUGAGCAUAAUACUGGUGACGUAAUCGAGAAUCGUCUGCUUUGGCCAGCAAUACGGCGCGCAGACUACGCCGCUGUAUUUACAUGUCAAGCUGCCAACUCAAAACUUGUGGCGCCCAAAGAGGUCUCAUUAGUUCUGGACAUGUUUCUAAAACCAUUAACAGUAGAAAUAAAGAAACCAUUAGAAAUGGGUGAAGGUGGGGUACUAACAGCUGAAAGGCGGUAUGAGGUGACAUGCGAGUCUGCAGGCAGCCGUCCACCUGCCAUCAUCAGUUGGCACAAGGGCAAACGUCUCCUCAAAAGAAUCACCUUGAUGUUCGGUCGCCUCGACUGCGGUGUGGAGAUUGUAGAUACUAUAUGGAAAAUUCGAUCCCACCACGCAGCUAGUAGUAACCGAAUGGACAAGAGCUCAGCUCCAACUCAUUUAAAAUCCGGAGAUCCAGACACUAAAGGUUUUUUCAAUGUUUCCUCUGACGAAACUUUACAUGCGACACGCGUGGUGGAUUCCUUGCUUUGA
Messenger RNA from Diatraea saccharalis (sugarcane borer), 1641 nucleotides. The record is from the annotation of a GenBank genome assembly. Lineage: Eukaryota; Metazoa; Arthropoda; Insecta; Lepidoptera; Crambidae.